CAGGUGUUUUAUGUUCGCGGUGCAGCUACAUUUUGUAGUUUAAACAACUUGCGCUGUCGAUGGUAAACAAUCGGGAUUUGCUGAGACGGGAAUGGUUCCGCUGUUGUUUCGAUCGGACCAUUAUCAGCGACGAACCACACGUUCAAGUUGCAACAAAAAAAAAAAUCCAAAUCGCGUAUUUUAAACAAUUGCAGCAGCUAAUAUUUAAUAUUUGGCCAAGACAUGGCGGAACAACCGAUAAGAGUCUUGGCGUGUGGAGAUGUGGAGGGCAGGCUGACCGCGCUGUUCAAUCGAGUCCAGACCAUCCAGAAGAAGGCCGGACCGUUCGAUCUGCUGCUGUGUGUUGGGGAGUUUUUUGGGACGACGCCGGAGGCCGAAGCAGAGUGGCAGCAGUACAAAACCGGAGCCAAGAAAGCUCCCAUCCACACGUACAUCCUCGGAGCAGCGAGCCAGGAGACGGUGAAGAGUUUCCCCAGCGCCGAUGGCUGCGAGCUGGCCGACAACAUCACAUAUCUGGGUCGGCGCGGCGUGUUCACGGGCGUGUCGGGGUUACAGAUCGCCUACGUCAGCGGUCGGGAGGCCCUGCAGGAACCGGCCCCGGCUCACUGCUACACAUCCAAAGAUCUGUCGGCCCUCGUGGCCCCGCUGACCAGCAGCUCCAAGUUCAGAGGGGUGGACAUCCUGCUGACGUCACAGUGGCCCCGGGGCGUGUGGCACUAUGGAAACAACCCGGAAGUGAACACAAAGUUGUGUGGGAGCAGCUCCGUCGCCUCCCUGGCCGACAAGCUGAGACCACGAUACCACUUCGCUGCACUAGAGGGCGCUCACUACGAAAGACUCCCAUACAGGAACCAUGUCAUUCUCCAGGAAAAUGCCCAGCACGUCAGUCGCUUCAUAGCCCUGGCAACCGUCAACAACCCGCCAAGAAGAAGGUGCUGUUAUUUGUACGCCUUCAACAUAAUCCCCAUGAAGACCAUGGAUCCAUCGGAGCUGGUGAAGCAGCCGCAGGAUGUGACCGAAAACCCCUACAGAUGCCCCACGAAAGACAAGACGGACAAACUGAAGACGGGCUUCAGCACCACCGAGGAGGAGGAGGAGCCAGGCCAGCAGUUCUUCUUCGACCUGAGCAAGAAGCAGGGCGGCGGUUGUUUCCGGGGUCGCGGCAGGAAGAGACAAUCGGACGGAGACGGACGAGGACGAGACCAGCAACGUGACGGAGGAGACGAGCGUCACCAGGGACAUCCCAAGCAGCCCCGCAGGCCCCGUGAGUCCGACCAUUUGUUUUUACCGCUUGGGGUACACUGCUACCUGGCCCUGGCUAAAGGCAGCCUGACCCCCCACCACAUGCUGAUCCUGCCCAUCGGCCACUACCAGUCCGUGGUGGAGCUGAGCUCCGAGGUGGUGCUGGAGAUGGAGAAGUACAAGUCGGCCCUGAAGAGCUUCUACCAGAGCAGAGGGGAGCGCUGUGUGCUGUUUGAGAGGAAUUACAGAUGCCAACACCUGCAGCUGCAGGUCGUGCCGGUGCCGCUGGACCGCUGCACCACGGAGGACAUCAAGGAGGCGUUCAUGGUCCAGGCUCAGGAGCAACAGAUGGAGCUGAUGGAGAUUCCUCAACACACCGACCUCAAACAGAUUGCUCCUCCAGGGAAUCCGUACUUCUACGUGGAGUUGGACUCGGGGGAGAACCUCUACUACCGCAUCCAGAAACAUUUUCCCUUUUCCUUGCAGUUUGGAAGGAAAAAACAGUCGGUGCUGCUGAACAUCCCGACUCGAGCUGACUGGAGGGAGUGUAAACAGAGCAGAGAGGAGGAGGAGGAGAGCUGCAAACAGCUGAGAGACGAAUAGCCGUUUGACUUCGCCUGGGAAGACUAAUACCACACACACACA
Messenger RNA from Etheostoma spectabile (orangethroat darter), 1887 nucleotides. RefSeq names its product CWF19-like protein 1. Gene Ontology annotation, cellular component: post-mRNA release spliceosomal complex. The record is from RefSeq and is a predicted model, not a curated record. NCBI's taxonomy places the organism in Eukaryota, Metazoa, Chordata, Actinopteri, Perciformes, Percidae. Gene Ontology annotation, molecular function: RNA lariat debranching enzyme activator activity. Gene Ontology annotation, biological process: mRNA splicing, via spliceosome.